AUGUCUUUCACUUCUCGGGCUUCGGCCCAGGAAGUAGUGGCUGGGAUAAGAAGGAAGAACGGUGGAAUCUCAGCCAAGGCAAAAGAAGUUCUGCAAGAGGACUUCCCGGAGCUCUGGGACAAAACCCGAGUUAUUCAAGAGCGAUUGGACAAGGCGUUGCAACCACAAAUUGAGACUAUCCGAUCGACCACGGAAGACCGCUUCAUCUACGAGCUUAUCCGAAAUGCAGACGAGAGUCGCUACCACGCCGCGCUCGCCAUCGGGAAGCUGCCAUCACUCACUUUCAAUAUCCAUCCGAAUCAAAUCACGAUUGAUUCAAACUGUGACGGCCUGACGAUCGCAGACGUUGAACUCCUUUGCAGCGUCAACAGUCCCUGUCUCGUAGACAGACCUAUUGUUGAGCCGAGGAUGCUUGGCCUCAGGUCUGUCUUCAAGGUUGCGAAAAAAGCAUGUAUCCAAUCAUGUCAUGUUUCAUUCUCCUUCACACAUGACAUUACUUCGGAAAAGGAUGCGUUUCGGAUGACUACACCAGUGGACGAGCCGUUUGCGGAUUUACCAGAAGGAAUCCAGACCAGGAUCGUACUUGAGCUACGUGAGGAAUACUGUACACACAAGAUGUUCGACCAUUUCCGCAACCUCGAUGAAGGGCUACUCGUAUUUCUGGAGACUCUUCGUGAAAUCAAGAUUGACAUACACACCCUUUCCGAACCCGGAGACAAUACCGUUUUCAACAUUGAAGACGAUUGCCCCGGUAUCCGAACGAUCAAGAAGACAAUCAAAGCUGAGGGCUCAGACUGGAGCUCCAACUCGUCCGUCUUCUACUGGUAUAGGAAACAGUUCAAUGAAUCCCUGGGCGUAGAUCUACGAUACUUGCCACUUCCCACUACAGUUGCUUUGGCAUUUCCUCUCGACGAAUCCAGACAGCCAAGGAUCGGAAGGCAGCACGUUUACUCGCACUACCCUAUGUGUGCGUCUGAGUUGAAGUUCGCGAUCCAAGCCAAUUUUUUUAUGGGAGCAGAAGACAACACUAUCGCGUCCUGUUGGGAAAAUAAGGCACUUUCGAAGGCUAUAGCGUGGACUUUCCGGGGUGCGAUCAUUACUGCUAUUCGUGAGCUGAGACACGAGUGUCUUUGGACGAGAUACCUUCCGACCGAAUCAUUAUCCCAUGAAUAUUGGCGGGAAUUCAAAGUGGACCUAAGAAACAGACUCACGAAAUAUCGUCUCCUUAACUGUGUGGGGACGUAUGAACGACAGGUGCCCAAGGAGCUGCGUUGGGUACCUCCUUCCUUGAGAGAUCAGCAAGGAAAGCCGUUGUUCUGUGGUCUACAAGGGAAAGGCCUUCUUAAAGAAUCCACCGUUUGGAAUGAUGAGAAAGUCAGAUAUGCCGUCGGUCUGGACUGCGCACAAUGGUAUCAUUUCUUUGACGCCGUCGACGCCGAUGCUAAGCACCCGGAUCAUUCAACAAUGAAGUCUUUCACCGACGAAGAUUGGCACGCACGAGUUGCCACUGUACUGGCAAACAAAAUCCUGGACUGGUUCCUCGGCGGCUCCGGCUUUCCACCGAUGCUAAACCAGAGCCCCUUGAUUCCUUUGGAGGAUGGCUCGUGGAUUUCCCGAGAGACAUGCCUGAUGACUGAGGUGUACUUCAAGCAUUCAGUAUCAUUUGAUGUCCCAACUGACCGUAACAUCCGGUUUGUGGACCCGGUGGCAGCCUCUGUUCCUGCGAGGCGCCUUUUGUUCUGCCUCCUCGGUGUCAAGAACAUGGACAUGGAAAAGACAAUGGAAUUCAUCGGUCGAAAGUCCCUGGCCCAACACCAACAUCAGAGAACGGAAACUCUCGAUGAAUCGGUCGCAUAUUUCAAAUUCUUCUUUUGGUCCCUUCCUAGGGAGCAUGUGCUCACGGGAAUUGGCAUCUACGACGAAGAGCAUAAGCUUGUUGAUCGGAACCAAGUAUGGGUGGAAGAUCCGCCACUCACAGAAUUUCGCGACAAGUGUCCUCUCAGAAUUCGGCCGAACACUGAAUCGUCAAAACUCCAUGAUACGCAUUUUCUUCAUCCACAGUACCUGAAUGCUGUGGCCGAAACGGUAGUCAUCCGAGGCAGAACGUGGAAAACCUGGCUACAAGAAGCUUGUUCCAUCAAAUUCAUCCCACCUCCGCUUGAGUUUGUCAUCGAAAAGCAGCCGGAUAAGUUUCUCACACUUCUUCAGAAGAACUGGGGGUACUACCACUAUUACUGCAAAUUGAAUCACAUGUGGGAUGUGAUAGGAAAAACAAGGGUGGCGACGUUGGAUGACACGAUGCAUCCAUUGGAGGCUUGUUAUCUUCCGCUACCAAGCUUGACAGCUAUAUUCCCAUCUAAGCUCGGCUUGACACCACCUUUUGUCAAAUUGCCGCAGCUUGAGGACGGAUGCGAGGCUGACUGGAGCCUUUUGAAACAUUUUGGUGUCCAGUCCGAGGACGGGAUGGAAUUUUACACUUCAGUUCUGAAUCGGCUAGGAUCUACCCAGUACAGUUCUGAUUGUGACGCACUCGAAUGUGCAGUGAAGGCGUAUUCUGGUAUUAUGAGAGUUUGUAUUCGGUCGGGCCUGCGGGAAGCACAAAUCAGAUCUCUCUUCACGAAAAAUAGCUGGAUCUAUAGUCCUGAGUCUGACAAAAGAAUGAGCCAGUGGCUUUUCCCUGCAGACUGUGUGUGGGAGGCCCCUCCGUGGCCGACAGAUCAAGUUCCCCUCGGACAAGCGAAGGAAUACCACGGCCUACGUCACUUAUUCUGUGACAUUGUUGGGAUCCCUAUCCAACACUCACACUGGCUGAGAGCUAUUUCGGAGCUAGAGUCGUUGAAACGUUUGCGGACGAGCCAGACGUCGGAAAGCAGUGAGGGAGCCGCAGUGAUCAAAAAGAUCUUCGACGUCUACGAAUACCUUUCGAAGGCAAUGGAGUUUUGGCCUGAAAGUAGGGGUCCUUAUUUGCGAUCCAGGAUGGAAAGUCUAGCGUUGCUUUUUGUUCCAUCUACAAACAGCUGGCACCCCAUCAGUUCGUGCAUAUGGACGACCAACAAUCAGCUGGUACCUGAAGGCAAGAUGGCUGUUGGUGCGCCAUAUGCUUCCCUUGAAGCAUUCUUUACGGGUGUUCUCAACAUUCAAAAGCCAGACAUCAGCACACUCGUCAAACACCUUCAGACGUUAGCCGAACAGAGGGCCUCUUUGACGGAUAUCAAGGGAUGCAUGAUGGAUAUAUCCUCCAUGCUACCUCUGGUUCAAGACGUGGAAGCUUUACGAAACGAACCCAUACUUCCGGUUCGGGCACUGGGCGGAAUUACUAAAAUGGGCACCCCGAUGGACGAAUUUUUCGUCAUAGACCGCCAGGAGUACAGUGAGUUGUUUGGCUACCAGCUCACCACUCUAGACUUUUCCAUGUGGGAGAUCAGGGCUUGUGAGAAUUUGCUGCUCGCCCUUGGACUCGGCCCCAGGUUUUUGUCCGGAAUUGUGAGGACAGAGACUAUUGCGCAAGGCAUUUCCGAGCAGGAGCAAUUGACAAAAAUGCUCAGAUCAAGAGCAGAAGCCACCGUACGCUGCGUGGCACACUUCCGAGACGCUGCGUGCGAACGCGACAUCCCCUUUCUCUCUCGACAGAUUUCGAACAUCACGGUCUACGCCACGGAUGACAUCUUCAUCAGGAUUCAAUUACUACGAGGCGAUAUCCCCUGGAAGACUGGUCGCGAUACAACUUACUGCCAUCUCGAGAUAGUCGACGGCUCCCUACGCAUAUUUGUGCCACUGGAUAAGCGCAAACGCGAGCUUUGUCUCGUUCGAAGACUCCCGAAAGCACUGCUGGACUUUUACGGGGUUCAAGAUGCAUAUGCAGAAGUUGUGCUCUCUCAAGUCUGGAAUGGCAACAGUCUUGAGGUCGUCGAGGAUGUGCUUGAGGAUGCUGGAAUUCGCAAAAUAGAGUUGGAUGCUUCUCUGCCUGGAAGCUCCGAACCGAAUGAGGUGCAGAACAAACGGGAUGGAAAGAUUGAGAAAGACGUCAAGAAGGUGGACCAGCAAGCAAGCAAGAAUCACGACGCAGUGGAGGAGUUGCACUCAAGGUUUGACAGUGUCCUGAGUCUCUCUGAAGAUGGCCCUCGGAAGGGGAAGAAAGCCGGCCCACAGCUUGCGGAGACCAGAACGGCGCCUCUGGACGCGGGAGCUGCUUCGAUGCCAGAACGGGAUACCGAUGAGAAGACUUUCCAGUUCUCGUUCAGGUGUCCAACCGGGGCUCUCAAUCAGCAAGACAAUACAAAGCAAAACCACGCAUGA
Messenger RNA from Diplodia corticola, 4296 nucleotides. RefSeq names its product chaperone protein. Bases 1 to 4296 code for a protein of 1431 amino acids. The record is from RefSeq and is a predicted model, not a curated record. NCBI's taxonomy places the organism in Eukaryota, Fungi, Ascomycota, Dothideomycetes, Botryosphaeriales, Botryosphaeriaceae. The transcript is spliced from 6 exons.